Messenger RNA from Kogia breviceps (pygmy sperm whale), 791 nucleotides. Its product is annotated as spermatogenesis-associated protein 31D3-like. The record is from RefSeq and is a predicted model, not a curated record. NCBI's taxonomy places the organism in Eukaryota, Metazoa, Chordata, Mammalia, Artiodactyla, Physeteridae.
GAGUGAGAGAAAUGAGCCCCAGCCCUUCAUUCUUCUCUUUUUGUUCUCAGCAUCAGCGCAGAGCCAAGGGGAGAAGGAAAGGUGGAACACCGAAAGGUUGGAGAACUUUCCAGAGCGAUGUAGAGGAGGCAAGGAAGGUGCUUUCUCUUCUGCAAAGCUUUGUACUUCCUGUCUUCUGCAGCCCCCUGGGCCAGCACGAUGACAUCACCCGCUUUCGUCAACUCUUGUGUCCAGACCCCUUCUGUGAGGUGUGUAAUAAUGCAACUGCUGAGGUCAAUCGGCUGCUACUCCCAGAGGCCCUGGAAGAUCCUACUUCCUCUGUGUUCCCGUUGACUUCCACAGCUCCUGUGAUUGAGUCAUUGUUUGCUCUGUUCCCUGCCUCCUCAACAGUCCCUUCAAGAGACCUAACACCAGCCUCUCUGCCUGAGCCUUCCCCACUGCCCCCCUCCGCUCUCUCCCCUAACCCAAUGACCCCCUUAGGUGACUUUUUUUCACCCUCCCCAUUGGGUCAUUCUCUGGCACCAGAGCCUUUUCCUUCCUUGGAUUCCGAAUUCCCAGUGGACUAUUCCCCACCCCAACCCCUUGCCUUUCCCCCUCUCCUACCACAUGACACUCAGACAGCAGAUCCUGUUCUCCCACGAGAGGCCACUUUGUCUCUGGAUACCAGUUUCUCUCUUGACCCCACCCUUUCCCAAGAUAUCAACCCCUUAUCAGAUUUGUCCCAGGCAGUGAAUCACCCCGAUUCUUUUGCUUGUCAUCAUGCACCAUCAACUCUGUUUUACCACAGCUAA